This is a messenger RNA of Entrophospora sp. SA101, 1428 nucleotides long. The record is from the annotation of a GenBank genome assembly. Lineage: Eukaryota; Fungi; Glomeromycota; Glomeromycetes; Entrophosporales; Entrophosporaceae.
AUGCCCAGGAACGGAUCAAGAAAUUUUAUAACAGAAGAAAAACCUUCUUCAUACAAUGAUACUUUAGACCAAUCAGCUUUACCAAACUUACAUUCGAACUGGGUAAAUUAUAAAGAAAUUGAAAAUAAAACCUUUGCUCAACACGUGCAAACACUUCAAAAAAUAGAACCUCCAAAAACAGCUAUUUAUCAUGCCCUAUCAACCGAUUUACCCAUACCUAAUCUUUUAGAAGUUUUUCAGAAUUCUGCUAAAAAAAUUGACAACUGGUUGGAAUAUGCUAAUGUUACUAUACUUGCAUUAGACUUUGAUAUAAAGGAAGGUAUUAAUGUGAAAAAUGUCAAUGAAAUGGACUUACUAAUACUUCAAUAUGCUUCUAAUAUUGACUUAUUACAAGAACUUUUACAAUCAACUUUAUCAAAACUAAACAGUGAUGACGAUCAAAAUUAUAAGGAUAUUAAAGCUACUUUCGAUAGAAUAAAUUCAGAUUGGUUAGAAGAACAAAGACAUAGUGGUGGUUUUGGUGAUAAUAACAAUAAUAGCGAUUUAUUCCCUUUUCCUAGACUAAGUUCAAAUCCUAAUGGUAUAUUGGAAAAAAAAUUUAAUACGUUGAAUAAAAAAUGGGAGUCUUUGAAAAAUGAAAUGACAUCAAUAAGAGAAGAGUUGAAGGAGGAUAAAUGGUCAGGUCUUUUUAAACAAGUUGCGGGUAAUGCUAAUCAAAUGAUGGAUUCGCUUGAAAGAUCUGUUAAACAAUGUAAAGAUUUUAUGUACAGAGCCAUUAACAGAUCAGAUUCUCCAAGAUAUCCACAACGAAAUAAUAAUCAAAGAUCUUAUUCAAGUGAUUCUCUUCAUCAUCUUCAACAACAAAAUAAUAUACAACCACAAGUAGCAAUAAAUCCUAAAAAUUAUCAAAGGCUUUAUAAAAAUUUUGAUGCUAAACGAAAAUAUUAUGUGCCAGCUGUUACAAAACUUUUAACCAUGCUUGCUAAUGGUAUUAAUAAUCAAAUGACACAAGAUCCAGAAUCGAUUGAUAAAUACAAUGCGAUGAAAGAAAGAUGGGAUAAUAUACUUGAUGGUGUUGCGGAUGUUCAGCGAGACAUGCCCACUCUAGAAUAUAUGUUAGAUGCUUCAUUGACCUCAAGUACCUCCCCCCCUUCCUCAAUACCCUCCUCGAUAGCUUCAUCACCGCCAAUUUCUCCUAACAUGAGGCCAACAGUUAGGUCCUCCAGGUUUUCACCUGAACUAUUACCGAACUCACCAUCAAGAAAUUAUCGGUCUGUAUCCCCUUAUAGAACAGUCAUAUCCCCUUCAGAAUAUGAUCGUUCUUUAUCACCUCCCACAACUAGUCCAUCAAUAGCCAAAGCAGUACCUCCUGGUGGUGAACACAGCUCUGAUAUGCAUUUUGUUAGAAUGUUCAUGGAAGUCCUUUGA